UCGUCGUGUUCGUUUUUUCAGAGGUAGCAGUGGCGGUAAUGUUAUGGAGUUUUCUCCCCUGCUCAUCAGUGGCAAAUAGGAGACCCAGGCCUACUGGAUACGCUAGUUUUACCGGCUCUUAAAAAUCAGCAUUCAAGUGGUGGUGGUGAAUACAUUACGUUUAGUCCUGCAUGAGAGCCAACGAGCGCAUCGAAACAUGGUGGUUCUCAAAAUCAGAGACCAGCCUGCCCUACUAAAAGCUAUUUUUAAUGUGGAUCCGGAUGAAGUACGCUCCCUCAUUUUCAAGAAAGAGGAUGUGAAUGUACAAGACAAUGAGAAAAGGACACCGCUGCAUGCAGCUGCUUACCUUGGAGAUGCUGAGAUUAUAGAGCUUUUAAUUUUAUCAGGGGCGAGGGUGAAUGCCAAAGACAACAAAUGGCUAACUCCUCUGCACCGCGCCGUGGCGUCCUGCAGUGAGGAGGCGGUGCAGGUUUUGUUGAAGCACUCUGCUGAUGUGAAUGCUCGAGAUAAGAACUGGCAGACUCCUCUACAUGUGGCGGCUGCUAACAAGGCGGUUCGCUGUGCUGAGGCGCUGGUGCCACUGCUCAGCAAUGUUAAUGUAUCAGAUCGUGCUGGACGCACAGCUCUGCACCACGCUGCCUUUAGCGGCCACCUGGAGAUGGUGAGGUUACUGCUAUCCAGGGGAGCAAACAUUAAUGCGUUUGAUAAGAAGGACCGAAGGGCGAUCCAUUGGGCGGCAUACAUGGGUCACAUGGAGGUGGUGAAACUGCUGGUGUCUCAUGGUGCUGAAGUGCCGUGCAAGGAUAAGAAAGCUUACACACCUCUCCACGCUGCAGCCUCCAGCGGGAUGAUCAGUGUAGUGAAGUAUCUGCUCGACAUGGGAGUCGAUAUGAAUGAGCCAAACGCGUAUGGAAACACACCGCUGCACGUGGCUUGCUACAAUGGUCAGGAUGUGGUGGUGAACGAGUUGAUCGAGUGUGGCGCCAAUGUGAACCAGGUUAAUGAGAAGGGCUUCGCACCCCUGCACUUCACCGCCGCCUCACGACAUGGAGCACUUUGCCUUGAGCUGCUUGUGGGCAAUGGUGCAGAUGUCAAUAUCAAGAGUAAGGAUGGUAAAACUCCCCUACAUAUGACUGCAAUCCACGGGAGGUUCUCAAGAUCUCAGGCCAUUAUUCAAAACGGUGCUGAGAUAGACUGUGAAGAUAAGAAUGGGAACACUCCUCUGCACAUCGCAGCCCGAUACGGACAUGAGCUUCUCAUCAACACACUGAUCACAAAUGGAGCUGAUACGGCCAAGAGAGGAGUUCAUGGCAUGUUUCCACUGCAUUUGGCUGCUCUCAGCGGCUUCUCGGACUGCUGCCGUAAGCUGCUGUCUUCUGGCUUUGAUAUAGACACCCCUGAUGACUUUGGAAGGACCUGUUUACAUGCUGCUGCUGCCGGCGGGAACCUUGAAUGUUUGAAUCUUCUCCUCAACACGGGGGCAGAUUUCAACAGGAAGGACAGCUUUGGAAGGACACCUUUGCACUACGCAGCUGCAAACUGCAACUACCAGUGCCUGUUUGCUUUGGUGGGCUCAGGAGCCAACGUCAAUGAGCUUGACAAGAGGGGCUGCACCCCCCUCCAUUAUGCCGCUGCUUCUGACGCCGAUGGAAAGUGCCUGGAAUAUUUGCUGAGGAAUGAUGCUAACCCAGGGAUCCGAGACAAUCAGGGCUACAAUGCAGUGCAUUACGCCUCUGCGUAUGGACACCGUCUGUGUCUGGAGUUGAUUGCGAGUGAAACUCCGUUAGAUGUGUUAAUGGAAACCUCAGGGACAGACAUCCUAAAUGACUCUGAUGUACUUGCUCCUGUGAGCCCUCUACAUCUGGCUGCAUAUCAUGGACAUCACCAGGCUCUCGAGGUACUGGUUCAGUCUCUGCUGGAUCUGGAUGUGAGAACUGCACAAGGACACACACCGCUGGAUCUGGCCGCCUUCAAAGGUCACGUUGAAUGUGUGGAUGUGCUCAUCAAUCAAGGGGCCUCCAUCCUAGUGAAGGACUAUACGCUCAAACGCACCCCUAUCCAUGCUGCCGCCACAAAUGGUCAUUCUGAAUGUCUCCGUUUGCUCAUUGGAAAUGCUGAUCUGCAGAGUGCAGUGGACAUCCAGGAUGGGAUUGGCCAGACUCCUCUGAUGCUGUCAGUGCUCGGCGGACACACAGACUGCGUUUAUUCUCUUAUUAAUAAAGGAGCCAAUGUUGAUGCCAAAGACAAGUGGGGCCGCACUGCUCUACACAGAGGGGCGGUGACGGGCCACGAGGAGUGUGUGGAGGCUCUGCUGCAGCACAGUGCCAGUUUCAUGGUACGGGACUGUAGAGGCCGCUCUCCCGUUCACCUUGCGUCGGCCUGUGGGCACGUUGGGGUUCUGGGGGGCCUUCUGCAUGCUGCCCAGUCAGUAGAGAGCAUUCCUGUCAUCACUGACCACCAGGGCUACACGCCGCUGCACUGGGCCUGUUACAACGGUCAUGACACUUGUGUUGAGGUGUUGCUGGAGCAGGAGUUGUUUCAUAAGACUGAAGGGAACCCGUUUAGCCCCCUUCACUGUGCUGUAAUAAAUGACAAUGAAGGAGCAGUCGAGCUGUUGAUAGAAACACUUAGUCCUGUCAUCGUCAAUGCAAAUGAUUCCAAAAACAGGACUCCUCUUCACGCUGCUGCAUUCACCGAUCAUGUGGAGUGCCUGCAGCUCCUGCUGGGCCACAAUGCACAGGUGAACUGUGUGGAUGCUGGAGGAAAAACCCCGCUCAUGAUGGCCGCUGAGAACGGCCAGACUAAUGCAGUUGAGGUGUUGGUGAGCAGUGCUAAAGCAGAUCUCACGCUACAGGACGCCAACAAAAACACUGCUCUCCAUCUGGCCUGCAGUAAGGGUCAUGAAACCAGUGCCUUGUUGAUCUUGGAGAAGAUCACCGACAGAAACCUCAUCAAUUCCACUAACGCAGCUUUACAAACGCCCUUGCAUGUGGCUGCCAGGAAUGGCUUGACUGUGGUUGUCCAAGAACUGCUUGCUAAGGGUGCUAGUGUGCUUGCCGUGGAUGAAAAUGGCUACACUCCGGCCCUGGCUUGCGCUCCUAACAAAGAUGUGGCCGAUUGCCUGGCGCUCAUCCUGGCCACCAUGAUGCCAGUUUCUCCUGGCGGAGGCUCGGUGCCCACGCUCACAUUCAGUGCCAUCAACCACUACACCAGCCCCACUAAAAGCGUCACCUUCGACAGCCUACCAAUGCUCCGCUCCGAACACAGCUCCUACUGCAGCUUUAACAGCAUUGGCCGCCACGACGGCUUCUACAAGGACGAGGAGCUCAACGACUCCGACUCAGAGACUUACUGAGGAAUAGGUGGACGGACCUCCAGAUGUGGCAAUAACAAGACAAGGAAUCAGCAGCCUGGGGACCAAUAUUUUUGCACAGGAUGGUUUGACACUGUCGUAUUGCAAACACGGAUUCAUAUAUAAUUUUUCAGAUCUUGAGGGAUAAUUUAAAUCAGUCGCUUUAAAAAAACAAAACAAAACAUAACUGGGACAUUUGUGUGCUUUCAAACAGUUUUCAGUCGGUGUGCACUUCUGAUCAACUAUUGGGGGAAAGAAAUGAUUUAUUUUUUAAACAAACGUGAUUUUAAUACCUGUCUCUGACCCUCUCGAAGGGGGAAAACAAAUCGAGUAGUUUCUAAAGCGCAAAGGUGAAAUUUGAGGAUAUGAACAUCAGCGUUGUGUAAUGCUUUCGGCCACAAGCAUGAGUUUAAAACAAAACAAAAAAAACAGCUAACACCUCUCUCCAUCUUCAGUUUUAGGAUAAAUUAUUCUUUUUAUCUAUGGUAUUUAUUUUUACUUUCCGCAUUUCAUCAUCAUUUUGUGCCUUCAUAAAUUACUGUAUGGAGGGAAGGGGCAGCUCGAGAGAACAAAUUCUACAAUGCACAAGAAGUUCAACACUACAUCUGUGAAAAAAGCACUGAAAAUGAAAGGCAAACGGCUCCCAGCAUGCUUUGCUCCAGGAUGAGGAACACUGUGUAAAAACCAAUGGUAGAACAGCAUUUGAUCUCUUUGUAUGUUGAUAUAUGAAUAUAAAUAUAUAUUAUAUUUUUUCUGGCUCUUAUUAACAUGACGUUUUUUGAGCAGGUUUGCUCGCUUUGAAUUAGCAAAUGAAACCACUCGAUACUUCUGUGAUGGCCUGUCAGAAAAAAACCCCUGUGUUUGUCUCUUUUCAUGCUUUUGAGUUUUGGAAUGAUUGAAACUGGAAACCUGUUCAGUACAGCUUCCCGUCUGAGAGGGGGGCAGCAGAAAUCUGUUUGCAUCGCUCUUCUUUUAUUACCAGUCUUUUUUUGUGGAAAUAAAGGAGAGUGAUUGGUGCAGUUGAUGGCCACUGCUGUCCUUCUAUUCGGAACAAGAGAUUCCUGUAUAUUUUAUGGUUGAUUAAAUAAAUAAAUGAGUUCAGUAAUUUGAAA
Molecule: messenger RNA, 4464 nt
Organism: Danio rerio (zebrafish)
Lineage: Eukaryota; Metazoa; Chordata; Actinopteri; Cypriniformes; Danionidae
Source: RefSeq, a predicted model, not a curated record